Molecule: messenger RNA, 1202 nt
Organism: Seriola dumerili (greater amberjack)
Lineage: Eukaryota; Metazoa; Chordata; Actinopteri; Carangiformes; Carangidae
Gene: golt1bb
Product: vesicle transport protein GOT1B-like
Exons: 5
Coding region: 218-634 (138 amino acids)
Biological process (GO): retrograde transport, endosome to Golgi; endoplasmic reticulum to Golgi vesicle-mediated transport
Cellular component (GO): endoplasmic reticulum; membrane
Source: RefSeq, a predicted model, not a curated record
GAUUAGGCGUAAAUUGUAGACCAAACUCGGUUCCAUAGACGAUCUUUGGUGAAAUACGUGUUUACGUGGCUCGGGAGGACUUGGCGUAACAAACCGCUAGCUUUGCCUUCACCGCUGCUGUAGUAUCAACAGUUUGGUUAGCGCCAACAUCAAAAGCAGCGGGUCUGAUUCGUUACGAGCAUCGUGUGAUUUGAUAAACUCUCCUGCUCCCGCCAAAAUGAUCUCACUCACGGAUUCACAAAAAAUUGGGAUGGGGCUGACAGGGUUCGGCGUGUUUUUCCUCUUUUUUGGAAUGAUGCUGUUUUUCGAUAAAGCACUCCUCGCCAUUGGAAAUAUUCUGUUUGUCUCCGGUCUGUCCUUUGUCAUCGGCCUGGAGCGUACGUUCAGAUUUUUCUUCCAGAAACACAAAGUAAAAGCCACCAGUUUCUUCCUGGGGGGAGUUUUUGUGGUUUUGAUUGGCUGGCCGAUCAUUGGAGUCGUUCUGGAGAUCUACGGUUUCUUCCUCUUAUUCAGGGGAUUCUUCCCAGUGGCAGUAGGCUUCAUCAGACGAGUACCUGUGCUCGGGUCUUUGCUCAGUUUACCAGGGAUCAGCACUCUGGUGGACAAAAUUGGCGAGAGCAACACUAUGGUAUAAGAGUGGGCUGUUUUUGUAUUGGAGGAGAGUUUCAGUAUUUAUCAUAGCUUCUUAUAGUUACUGUACAUUUUGGUCAUUGCCACUCCAGAACUGUGAACCCAAACAACUGCACAUAAGACACAAGUUUAUUUGUGGACAUUUGACUGACAUGAAGUUUCCUCUGUCGGAAGGAAAUUGUUUUGUAUGUAAGUGCCACUGGACAAAGUUACCAAGAGAUUUUUUAUUUUAAAGGCUGGAAGCAGGUCUCCCUCUUUUGUAUCAUUCCAGUCUGAUAUUUAUGGACUAAUAAUUUGGGACCACUGGAUCAACUCCUCGGGGUGGUAGGGACCUUUUAUAGCCUCCACUCCUUCAGAUUGUGUGCCUCAACAGUCACUGAGAGCAUUUUUGAGUUCCUCUAUGAAGUGUUACUGGAAUUUUGUACAUCAAAAUAAAGAAGGUUGAGCUAAAUGUUACUUAGGCAAAGAAACCUGAACUGUUGUGUUGUGGAAAAGGUUUAAGAAGCUUGUCAUGGAGAUGUUUUACUGUAACUUUUGUACGUGCAUACUUGAAAUAAAGUGUGUCUUUUAUA